Messenger RNA from Trichoplusia ni (cabbage looper), 1703 nucleotides. RefSeq lists its product as uncharacterized. Bases 289 to 1497 code for a protein of 402 amino acids. NCBI's taxonomy places the organism in Eukaryota, Metazoa, Arthropoda, Insecta, Lepidoptera, Noctuidae. The record is from RefSeq and is a predicted model, not a curated record. The transcript has 5 exons.
AAAAUGGUUUUCAUCAAUCAAGUUAAAUGACCCAAUUUAAUAAAAUAAUACUGAUUGAAUGAUUCGAUUGUCGCCAGUUUUCUGCCUACAAUAUUCAACUGGACUUUUCAUUUUUCAAACUGUAUGUAUCAAUCGACCUUUUUACUUGAGAAUUUUGAUUGACUAUUGUCUAGUAUCAUGUAACGUCAUACGUCAUCCUGAAAUCAUGUCAAUGUCUCUUCUCUAAUUCUUCUUUAUGGGGUAAAACAAUACUAAAAUAAUCCCUAAACAGUGAUUAGAAGUAUUAAAAUGAUGUUGUUCGCGUCUAUCGGCCUAUGCCAUAUACUUUGCACGUAUAGCAUGGCUAUACAAGAUUCGUACAACGUCCUGCUACAUGAUAAAGCUAACUACAAGGUCGAUCUCGUUAUAACUGAGGACGACUACGAGAUGGUCGGGAAACAACAGUUAAAGGAAUUCAACAUAGACAAUAAGAAUAAGAUUCGAUUAAGUGAAUUCAAAAAAAAGGUGCAAGCAGCAAAUAAGAAGGCCACCAAAAAGCCCGAGACAAAAAUAACGUUCCCCACAUUAAAAGAUAAUACUCCUCCAAGCUCCAGUGCGGCUACCCCAAUUUCGUCCGACGAAGCAGUCAUGCCGGUUGCCACAGACGAUGUGACGCCGAUGUACCCUAUAGAAACCCCUAGUACAACUGAAACAGUUGUGCCUCUUUACUCAGACGACGCAAUGACACCUAUAUCCCAGGAUAAAGCGUUUAUGCCUAUUUCUGACGAAGCAAUAAUGCCGAUUUCCCCAGACGAUACAUUUACUACGGUUGCUCCCGGCGAUACAGAUUCUCUGCUUUCUAUUUCCCCCAAAGAUUUUGUUAUGCCAAUAAUUGUGGUGACGGGGCGCACAAAUUAUAUUAUCUCUUCCUACAUGACUCCGCCGGGCGAUGCGCACGCGAUUAAGAAAAGAGAGACUAAAACAAAAGAAAACGAAACGGAAUAUGAUUACGAUAGCCUCUUAGACGAGUAUUAUGAACAGGAGAAAAACGAAUCUCGGUCAAAAGAUACGUAUCAGAUAAAGAAAACAGUUCUGUCAGACUACGGUGCGAUCAAUAUGGUGAAAACAAUAUUACUACUGAGAACCGAAACUGAAAACUGCACGCAAAAUGUGAAGGGAAUCGGGUUCCAUGCGAUUAAAUGUCUAAUACACGAUUACAAUAACGAACGUCAAUUAACUAAAGACAUAUCCGCGAGAAUGUGGAAGAUUAUACAGAUAUGGUUCCUGGUUUAUCUGGCUAUCGCUGUUCCUGUUUGGUGUACAAGAGGUUGGUGUUGCUGUUGUUUGCGUUGCAAGUUCUUUAAGCCCCAGCAAACUAUCGAGGAAGCGAAGAAGUAUGUAGUCAUGUACCCACCAGGAGUGUUCAAAAAGAAGAACGGGGAGCUUAUCAUGUACGAUCCUAGUCCACGCGAGAAAGAAUGUUAUGAAGAGUUUAAACAUUUUAUAAAGACUUUGUAGUUAUUUUAGGGCUUUUUACUGGCAUAUCUGAAGAUACAGACUUAUUUUAAAGCCAUUUUAAAUUUUGCUUUUAUUGCGUUUUAUUUAAGACCCCUAAAUAGGGCUUUCUUGAGGCCCUCGACGUUAAAACUUUGAGGUCUCUAUAAAAACGGUUGAGUGUGAGUGAAAUAAAUUCUCAAGAAAGUUUUAUUUAGGGGUGAAAAUAG